Henningerozyma blattae CBS 6284 is the source of this 1212-nucleotide messenger RNA. RefSeq names its product Pbn1p (gene PBN1). Gene Ontology annotation, biological process: protein processing; GPI anchor biosynthetic process. The transcript has a single exon. NCBI's taxonomy places the organism in Eukaryota, Fungi, Ascomycota, Saccharomycetes, Saccharomycetales, Saccharomycetaceae. The coding region runs from base 1 to 1212 and encodes 403 amino acids. Gene Ontology annotation, cellular component: endoplasmic reticulum membrane; glycosylphosphatidylinositol-mannosyltransferase I complex. Gene Ontology annotation, molecular function: mannosyltransferase activity. The record is from RefSeq and is a predicted model, not a curated record.
AUGAGAGAAAGAUUGACAGUAUUUUUCAAUUCUCCAGAGGAAAUCAAUUCUCUCUUGAAAUUGGAUGUUAACUCAACUAUUUCUGUUUCAAAAUCUGAGUCCCCAUUAAUCUUGCAAAAGAGAUUUAUUUUUGAUGACAUCCAGUUACCAGAUGCUCCAUUCCGCCUGAUUUAUAAUCAAGGUAAUCUCUUACAGAAUUCUCCCAUCUUACCAACCUAUCCAUAUGGCUGUUCAGUAUUCACUUCGAGCAAUUCCACUGAUGACUCCAAACUUGUUAAGGUUCCGGAUUUAUAUUCAUCAUUUCAUAGUAUGGAUCAAUCAUGUAUUAACAGAAUUCCAUCUUUGGAUGGAUUUGAAUUCAAUACCAAGAGCAUAUACGAUAUCACAUAUGCCAAUGAAGCAUUGACAAUCAUUGAGUAUUCAUUAAUUAAUGAUUUAGACUACACACCCGAGGUUCAUUUAGAGAAAGCUGAAAUUGGCCUAUUUUAUACUGACGAUACAGAAAAUUCUUUGAUCAAUAAUUUAAGUGGCCUCCGUUGUGUUUUUGAUACAGAAACUUCAAGUUUCAAAAGAUGUCAAAAGACUAUGUUGUCAUAUAAUUCAAAUCAAUAUAUUGACUCUAACCAUCAAGUUUCCAUUGAGUUAGAAAACCCUGUAGGGCUACAUCCAAAACUGUUAUUCAAUACUUCGAACAUUACUUUACUAGAUAAUGAUAAUUGUAAUUUAUACACAUACAUCCAAUUGAAUAAUACCUUGUUUUGUGACCCGUUCCAAAGUAUUUCUGAAAUGAAAUUAUUUGGCCAGUAUGAUUUGGAAUUACCCUCAUACUCGACUGAAAUUCAAAACGGUCCAUGGGGUAGUGAACUACUUCUCCAACUAAACUCGGCCCUAGAUAUAAAUGAGCUUGUUUUACAUUCAAGAUAUGGGUUACCUGAUUCGUCCUACAAACAAAUAGUUAGCCCAUUAGUAUUUCAAGCCUGUUCUACCAAAGAAGACCAAUUAUCCUUUGAAAAUCCAUUUUAUGAAAAUGGCUAUUCUUAUCAAAAAUGGUUUAACAAUGACUCUAUUUUUAUUCAUUACAAUAGCAUUGGUGAAGCGUUGGAAUUUGAAAUUCCAACUGCAAAUUCCAGAGAUUAUAAUAGUGUCACUAUUAUAACCGCAUCAUGCCUAAUUCUUUCACUAUUCUAUCUAUUACGUAAAUUAUUUAUGUAA